Molecule: messenger RNA, 720 nt
Organism: Aedes albopictus (Asian tiger mosquito)
Lineage: Eukaryota; Metazoa; Arthropoda; Insecta; Diptera; Culicidae
Exons: 1
Coding region: 1-720 (239 amino acids)
Source: RefSeq, a predicted model, not a curated record
AUGGGGGAGAAAAAUGUGGAAGAUGCACUGCAAACAUUCCUUCAAUCAUAUCGUUACACACCCAACCCUUCUCUACCGGACAGUAAAUCACCGGCUGAGGCAUUACUCGGAAGAAAAGUUCGGACAGUCUUCGAUCUAAUGAAACGACCGGAACAGCAGGUGGUACACAGCAAUGAGAAACAAAAUGCUCAAUUCAACAAGAAGCAUGGAGCCAAGCAUCGCAGUUUCGUGAUCGGUGAGGAAGUAUAUGCUGAAAUUCACAUUCGAAAUGAGAAAUACUGGGCCGAAGGAGUGAUCAUCGAGCAAAAAGGAAAUGUGGUGUACAACGUUCUUUUGGAAGACAAACGACGUCGAGGUUUGAUCCGAUCCCAUGCAAAUCAACUACGACGACGAACACUAUCGGAACCUGCAGCGAUUGAAGAUAAUACGAUUCCGUUGCAAAUACUGCUGGACGAGUUUUCAGUCACAGAACCUAUUCCAGUUCAAGAAGACGAUGGAGGUCAACGGGAGGUUUUACCAGAAGCAAACGACAACCCGCUAUCCCAGCCAGUUGAAGUUCAGCUGCAACCGUUUUUGGAUGUUCCUGGGCCUUCGAGAUUGUACGAUCGUGACCAACCAUCAACACAGCGACUGGCGAAGAAAAGGAGCAUUCCGUUCCGUGAUCCAUCCAGCAGGAAACGAAGACUCCCAUCUCACUUUGAAUAUUAUGAGAUUUAUUAA